CUCCUCCGUAGACGAUUCUACUGGCCCUCCAUGACCAGAGACGUCCGGGAGUAUAUAGCCGCCUGCACCACUUGUGCUCGGUCCAAGACAUCCCACUCUCCUCCCUCUGGUCUGUUGCAUCCUCUGCCCACUCCCAGUCGGCCCUGGUCCCACAUUGCGGUAGACUUUGUCACCGGUCUUCCUCCAUCCCAUGGUCACUCAAUUAUUUUCACUGUCAUAGACCGGUUUUCUAAAUUUGUUCAUUUCAUUCCUCUACCCCAGUUACCUACCGCCACCGAGACCGCCGACAUCCUGGUUCAUCACGUUUUCCGUCAUCAUGGCAUUCCGUCCGACAUAGUGUCUGAUCGAGGCCCUCAAUUCUGUUCUCAAGUCUGGAAGGCAUUUUGCUCCGCCCUGGGUGCCACAGGGUGUCUCCCUUCGAAGCCUCCCUCGGGUUCCCACCACCACUGUUUCCGUCUCACGAACUGGACUUGGCAGUGCCCUCAAUACAGGAACAUCUCCAGCGCUGUCAACGCGUCUGGCAACAAACCAGGGCAGCUCUCCUCCGGACAAAGGAAAGCAACUGCCAGACGGCCAACCGUCACAGGGUGGUGGGGCCCAGUUAUCAACCCGGACAGAGGGUAUGGCUGUCAUCCCGGAACAUCCCCAUCCAGGCCACGUCACGCAAACUUGCUCCCAGGUACAUCGGUCCAUAUACUAUCGACAAAAUCAUUAAUCCCUCCUGUGUCCGUCUUCACCUCCCAGCCGCUCUCAAGAUCCACCCGUCCUUCCACGUCUCCCAGAUCAAGCCGGUCUCUGACAGCAGUUUAUGCCCGCCUUCCGCUUCCCCGCCACCCGCCCGGCUCAUCGAUGGCGCUCCGGCGUACACCGUUAGCCGCAUCUUGGACGUCCGGCGCCGGGGUCGCGGCCAUCAGUUCUUGGUCGAUUGGGAGGGGUAUGGUCCUGAGGAACGCUCCUGGGUCUCCCGUUCGCUCAUUUUGGACCCCACCCUUAUCUCCGACUUCUACCGUGCCAACCCGGAUCGUCGUCCUGGACCGCCUAGAGGCGGUCGUUAGGGGGGGGGGUACUGUCAUGGCACCUCUGUCAUCCCCGCCCCUCUGCUCUGCUCCUGACUCCACCAGCUGUGACCAAUUCACCCUCAUCAACUCUGCCCUUCUUAAGGAGACCCAGCUCCACAACUCAUCGCCAGAUCGUUACCCCUUAUGGAUUCCUGCUCGCCAGUGUCACCUGUGUGGAAGUCAGUUCGAGCCCCCCUGCUGUUCUGGAAAUACCACCCUCUGCUAGCCGCGCUACCAGCAACAUCUUCCUGGAAGGAAAGAAUAAAAACCCUUUCUUACCUCUCAUCUACCUGCGUCUUCAUUCUGGGUUCCAGCAUCUGGGUCUGCCGCUCCUCCGAAUCAU
Messenger RNA from Oryzias latipes (Japanese medaka), 1401 nucleotides. Lineage: Eukaryota; Metazoa; Chordata; Actinopteri; Beloniformes; Adrianichthyidae. The record is from RefSeq and is a predicted model, not a curated record.